GAGGAGGAGGGUCCUGCUGGCUAAGAGUUAAUUAGCCCCGCACAGCGAGGGGGGAGCCGCCAGUUUUCUGGGGACACUGGUUUCGGUCACUGGCUGCCACUGUACUCCUGCCCAGGGGAGCUCCCGGAGAGUUGGAUGAAUUCUGGGUUGUUAGCUGCGGUCAGCUGGGCUCCCGGGAGCCUGUUCCUGGUGGAAAACAGGGGGCGUCUGGCAAAGGGACCAGCGGCUCGUGAGGCUCAACAUGACACUCCUGGGGUCUGAGCACUCUUUGCUGAUUAGGAGCAAGUUCAGAUCAGUUUUGCAGUUACGACUUCAACAGAGAAGGACCCAGGAACAACUGGCUAACCAAGGCAUAAUACCACCACUGAAAAGUCCAACUGAGUUCCAUGAGCAAAGGAAACAUUUGGAUAGUGACAAGACUGAAGACACCCUGAAGCGCAAGGUCAGAAACAGGUCCCACCGUGGUGACUUGGUUAAUAUGCACAUACUCCAAGCCUCCACUGCAGAGAGGUCUAUUCCAACUGCUCAGAUGAAGCUGAAAAGAGCCCGACUCGCAGAUGAUCUCAAUGAAAAAAUUGCUCUCCGGCCAGGGCCACUGGAGCUGGUGGAGAAGAACAUACUCCCUGUUGAUUCUGCUGUGAAAGAGGCCAUAAAAGGUAACCAGGUGAGUUUCUCCAAGUCAGCAGAUGCAUUUGCCUUUGAAGAGGACAGCAGCAGUGAUGGGCUUUCUCCAGAUCAGACUCGAAGCGAAGACCCCCAGGGCUCAGCGGGAUCCCCCCCAGACACGAAAGCUGCAGAGACCCCUUUGGCAGGUCCUCUGGGAACAAUCCAGGAUCUUACUUCUGGCUCAGAAAAUGAGAGGAAUGACUCAGCCUCACAGCCCGGCAACCAGUCAGACACGGGGAAGCAGGGCCUUGGCCCCCUCAGCGCCCCCAUCCCUGUGCACGCUGCUGUAAAGUCCAAGUCCUUGAGCGACAGUAAGAACCGCCACAAAAAGCCCAAGGACCCCAAGCCCAAGGUGAAGAAGCUCAAAUAUCACCAGUACAUUCCCCCAGACCAGAAGGCAGAGAAGUCGCCCCCGCCCAUGGACUCAGCCUACGCCCGGCUGCUACAGCAGCAGCAGCUGUUCUUACAGCUCCAGAUCCUCAGCCAGCAGCAGCAGCAGCAGCAGCAGCAGCAGCACCGGUUCAGCUACCCCGGGAUUCACCAAGCCCAGCUCAAGGAACCAAACGAACAGAUGGUCAGAAAUCCAAACUCUUCUUCAACACCGCUGAGCAAUACCCCUUUGUCUCCCGUCAAAAACAGUUUUUCUGGACAAACUAAUGUCUCUUCUCUCAAACCAGGCCCACUCCCAUCAAACCUAGAUGAUCUGAAGGUCUCUGAAUUAAGACAACAGCUUCGCAUCCGGGGUUUGCCGGUGUCAGGCACCAAGACAGCCCUCAUGGACCGGCUGCGGCCCUUCCAGGACUGUUCUGGGAACCCUGUGCCCAACUUCGGGGAUAUCACAACUGUCACUUUUCCCGUGACGCCCACCAACGCGCUGCCCAAUUACCAGUCCUCCCCUUCCACGAGCGCCCUAUCCAACGGCUUCUACCACUUCGGCAGCACCAGCUCCAGCCCCCCAAUCUCUCCCGCUUCGUCCGACCUGUCGGUGGCGGGGUCCCUGCCGGACACCUUCAACGACGCGUCCCCGUCCUUCGGCCUGCACCCGUCCCCAGUUCACGUGUGCGCCGAGGACAGCCUCAUGAGCAGUCUAAAUGGGGGCUCCAUGCCGUCCGAGCUGGACGGGCUGGACUCCGAGAAGGACAAGAUGCUGGUGGAGAAGCAGAAGGUGAUAAACGAGCUCACCUGGAAGCUCCAGCAGGAGCAGAGGCAAGUGGAGGAGCUGAGGAUGCAGCUGCAGAAGCAGAAGAGGAGCAACUGUUCCGAGAAGAAGCCGCUGCCCUUCCUGGCUGCUGCCAUCAAGCAGGAAGAGGCGGCCUCCAGCUGUCCUUUUGCAUCCCAACAAGCAUCUGUGAAGAGACAAAGCAACGGCUCAGAGGGCCAGCCGCCGGCUUGCGAAGCCGCUCAGCUCCUGCCCCUUGGGAACACUCCUUGUGCGGAGCCCUCAGGUCAAAACGCCGUGCUUUCUUCCACUUUCCUCAGCCCACAGUGCUCCCCGCAGCAUUCGCCGCUCGGGGCGGUGAAAAGCCCACAGCAUAUCAGUUUGCCCCCAUCGCCGAACAACCAUUACUUCCUCCCCUCAUCUUCAGGCCCUCAAGGAGAAGCGCACAGGGUCUCCUCACCUGUCGGCAGCCAGGUGUGUACUGCACAGAACUCAGGGGCACGUGAGGGCCAUCCUCCAAGCUUCUCUCCCCAGCCUUCCAGCCUCCAUUCCUCUUUCUCUGGAGCCCAGGCAGACAGCAGUCAUGGUGCUGGGGGCAACCCCUGUCCCAAAAGCCCGGGUGUACAGCAAAAGAUGGCUGGCCUACACUCUUCUGAUAAAGCAGGGCCAAAGUUUUCGAUUCCAUCCCCAACUUUUUCUAAGUCGACUUCAGCAGUUUCAGAGAUAACACAGCCUCCAUCCUAUGAAGAUGCAGUAAAGCAGCAAAUGACGCGGAGUCAGCAGAUGGACGAGCUCCUGGAUGUCCUCAUUGAAAGUGGAGAAAUGCCAGCUGACGCCAGAGAGGAUCAUUCAUGUCUUCAAAAAGUCCCAAAGAUACUCGGGUCUUCCCGAAGCCCUGCUGCUGCCCUCCCCAAGCCCUCGGCUUCCUUUGAACAAGCGUCUUCAGGAGGCCAGCUCCCCUUCGAUCACUAUGGCACCGACAGCGAUGAGCACCUUGAAGUCUUAUUAAAUUCCCAGAGCCCCUUAGGAAAGGUGAGCGAUGUCGCCCUUCUAAAAAUUGGGAGCGAGGAGCCUCCUUUCGAUGGGAUAAUGGAUGGAUUCUCUGGGAAGGCUGCAGAAGACCUCUUCAAUGCACAUGAGAUCUUGCCAGGCCCCCUUUCCCCAAUGCAGACUCAGUUUUCACCCUCUUCUGUGGACAGCAAUGGGCUGCAGUUAAGCUUCACUGAAUCUCCUUGGGAAACCAUGGAGUGGCUGGACCUCACUCCACCCAGUUCCACACCAAGCUUUAGUUCCCUCACCACCAGCGGUCCCAGCAUCUUUAACAUUGACUUUCUGGAUGUCACGGAUCUCAAUUUGAAUUCCCCCAUGGACCUUCACUUACAGCAGUGGUAGAAUGCCUGAUGCAAAAGUGCUAAGGAAGACCAAUAGGAAUUCCAUGGGGGAAAGCACACAACCGUAAAUUUUUAUA
Diceros bicornis minor is the source of this 3293-nucleotide messenger RNA. RefSeq names its product myocardin (gene MYOCD). Gene Ontology annotation, biological process: cardiac muscle cell differentiation; smooth muscle cell differentiation. The transcript is spliced from 14 exons. The coding region runs from base 242 to 3217 and encodes 991 amino acids. The record is from RefSeq and is a predicted model, not a curated record. Lineage: Eukaryota; Metazoa; Chordata; Mammalia; Perissodactyla; Rhinocerotidae.